AUGCGGGGCCUGUUUAACUCCGGCCAUGGGAUGAUGUUUGACAACUCGUUGGAGUUUGAGAAGCGCGGAAAUAUUCCAGUCAAGUACAGAAGGGAGUUGUGGGACAAUUCUCACCUAUCAGCGAUGAAGAAGGUGGAAGAGAUCAAACAGAAACGACAGGCAAAGUUUAUCAUGAAAUGGCUGAAGAAGGGCAAACAGUUGGAGAAGGAAGAGGCCAUAAGCAAAGUGAAGAAGAAUAUUCACCUCAUCAAAGCACCUCAUGCAGGCCAAGCCAAACAGCUGGAAGAGAAGAUGUGGAAAUGGAUCUACACAACCUACUCAACCUACUCCACGUUUUCAACGUGGGAAAAAAAGUUGUAG
Molecule: messenger RNA, 360 nt
Organism: Oncorhynchus tshawytscha (Chinook salmon)
Lineage: Eukaryota; Metazoa; Chordata; Actinopteri; Salmoniformes; Salmonidae
Product: probable ribosome biogenesis protein RLP24
Exons: 6
Coding region: 1-360 (119 amino acids)
Biological process (GO): ribosomal large subunit biogenesis
Cellular component (GO): nucleolus
Source: RefSeq, a predicted model, not a curated record